This is a messenger RNA of Cadophora gregata, 1695 nucleotides long. RefSeq lists its product as uncharacterized. Gene Ontology annotation, molecular function: oxidoreductase activity, acting on CH-OH group of donors; flavin adenine dinucleotide binding. The transcript is spliced from 6 exons. The record is from RefSeq and is a predicted model, not a curated record. The coding region runs from base 1 to 1695 and encodes 564 amino acids. Lineage: Eukaryota; Fungi; Ascomycota; Leotiomycetes; Helotiales; Ploettnerulaceae.
AUGUCUUGUCAGUAUGACUUCAUUGUGGUUGGAGCCGGGCCAUCCGGCUGUGCUGUCGCAACAAGACUUGCCAAGUCUUCAUCCAAAUUCUCAGUUCUGCUCGUCGAAGCUGGCGGGGACAACAAAGAUGCUGCCUAUCUUGUCCCAGGCGACCGAUUCAACUUGGCCUUCACCCAACCACAGCUCAAUUGGGGUUAUAAGACGGCUCCCCAAAGUCACUUGAAAGGACAAGAGAUUGACUAUUCGCGCGGCAAAGGGCUGGGUGGUAGCACGGCGAUCAACUUCUCCUGUUGGCUCAUUGGCGCUGAUGAGGACUUCAAUGAAUGGGCUAAAAAGCUCGGCGACGAUGCCUGGAAUUGGGAAAAUGUUAAGGAGAGAUUCAAGAAGAUUGAGAGAUAUCAUGUCGAGAUCCCACAGGAGCAUCAGAAAUAUAUCAACCCGAAAGAACAAGAUCAUGGUACCACUGGUCCACUAGACCUGAGCUAUGCCGAUAUAUGGGAGAAAGGUAUCUCAGACGUGUUUGUAGCAGCCGAGGAGCUUGGGAUGGAUAUCAAUCCUGAUGUCAACUCUGGAAAUCCCAUCGGUAUGGGAAUGGGAGCGACGUGCGCUUACAAGGGCGAGAGGACCACUGCAUCGUCGUAUCUCCGAGACGCUCCUUCAAAUCUCUCGCUCGCACUUAACAUGACCGUGGCUAAGAUUUUGUUUGAUGGAAAGAAAUCUAUCGGAAUUGAGACUGUUGAAGGUCAGGCGUUCUUCGCGAAGAAGGAUGUCAUUCUGUCUUGUGGAGCACUCAACUCUCCCCAACUACUGAUGCUUUCGGGAAUUGGUCCUGCCGAUGAGCUCAAGAAGCUCGGAAUCUCAAUUAUCCAUGCAUUACCCGAAGUCGGCAAGAACUUGCAAGACCAUGCUUUCACCACCAUAACUCUUCUUCAGAAGCCGGGGACCAAUGACAGGAUGACAUUUGAGGCAGACGCAGAAGCCGUGGCCGCUGCCAGAGCACAACAUGCAGAAAACAAGACCGGCAUUUUGAAUUCAUUGUAUGGCUCCGUUCCUAUGGGAUGGUUCAAGAGUGAAGCCGUGUACGCCUCCGAUGAAUUCAAAGCUCUUGACAAGGACACAAAGGAGUAUCUCAUGAAACCAACUGUGCCAACUUUUGAGUUCGCUACGCACACACCGCCCCUCUUUGUAGGCGACUAUCAACUCCAGCCUACAGACAGCUACCUCACUGCACUCGCUUUCGUGAUGAAUCCUCAAUCGUACGGCGAAGUCACUCUAGCCUCCACAAAUCCUCUGGACGCCCCCAAGGCAGAUCCUAGACUCGUCUCGCACCCUUAUGAUCGAAGGGUCCUCAUCGAAGGAGUGCGUAAAUUGAUGGAUUAUCUGGAAGCGCCUGUCUUUAGAAAGAGCACUGUGAGAAUGGUUGGGUGUCCUAAGAGUCGCUCGGAUGAGGAUAUUUGGGAACAUUGCACAGGCAAUAUGUUCAGCUCCUGGCAUAUGUGCAGUACGACUCGUAUGGGCAAGAAAGAGGAUGAGGGUGCUGUCGUCGAUACCGAUUUUCGCGUUAGAGGCGUCCAGAACUUGCGCGUGGUUGAUUUAGGAAUCUUGCCCUUGGUUCCUAACAAUCACACCCAGAGCACGGCAUAUCUUGUCGGAGAGACUGCCGCAGAAAAGAUCAUUGCUGAAUAUCAUUUUUAA